This is a messenger RNA of Anolis carolinensis (green anole), 7668 nucleotides long. RefSeq names its product inter-alpha-trypsin inhibitor heavy chain family member 6 (gene itih6). NCBI's taxonomy places the organism in Eukaryota, Metazoa, Chordata, Lepidosauria, Squamata, Anolidae. The coding region runs from base 2256 to 6152 and encodes 1298 amino acids. The transcript is spliced from 18 exons. Gene Ontology annotation, molecular function: serine-type endopeptidase inhibitor activity. The record is from RefSeq and is a predicted model, not a curated record. Gene Ontology annotation, biological process: hyaluronan metabolic process.
CUCCCUUCAGUGAUGGAAGGAAGUUCUCAUUGUUUUUCUUUCCCUGCGAGGUUCGCGAGUGCGCAGGCGCGUUUUGACUGCAGACCCUGACAAGGAAAAUGGAGGGCGAAAAGGCUCUUUAUAAAAGGUUUCAACAAGAGAUGCUGAAGUGGAAACCUCCCAUUUAAGUAGGUCUUUUGGCAUCCCCGGAGAGAAGUAAAGUCCUUGGUGAGUGAUGGCUGCUGUUUCUUGGCAAUGCUGCGCAAUCAUGGGACUCCUGUGUAUCUUAAACUACUAUGUGGAAGGGGCCAAAGAGAAGCGAAUCAAUUCAUUUGAAACAUGAUGCUGGAGAAGACUUUUAUGCAUAUUGUGGACUACUAAUAAGGGCCAAUAAAUGGAUCCAAGAGCAAAUCAAGCCUGAAUUCUUCCUAGAAGCUGAAAUGACUAAACUAAGGCUGGAUCUACACUGCCAUAUACGGAGGAGGAGGAAAGAGGAGAAGACAGGAAUCAGCAUGGCACCGCGGAGCCCCUCAUUAUCACUCGCAGAGCCCUAAGGGCUCCAUGGAGCACAGUUUGAGAACCCCUGCUCUACACUAAUGCACAAAGAAUGGGAAAUAAACAAGAUGAACUUGAACUCUUAAUACAACAAAGCACAUAUGAUGUAAUUGGCAUCACUGAAACCUGGUGGGAUGGGUCUCAUGAUUGGAAUGUAGUAGAGGGGGUAUAACCUAUUUCUGAGAAGCAGAUCAAUUAUACUCUUCAAUAGCCCUGAUUUAGCAGGGGCACUCCAGAUUCAUCCUUUGUCAUCCCACUUUUUGAACUGCUUUUAAAAUAUCCCAAAUUUCCCAUCUGUCCUUGGUUUAAUUCAAUUGCUACAAAUUAUUCAAAGUACUUCUGGUUGCUCCGGUUGCUCCUAACAUGAAAAAAAAAAUUCAAAGUACUUGGCACCAAUUAACUCAUCAGGAGAGAGAGGACUGGAAUGGCAGAGUCUUGCUCUUUCCAGUAGGAGAAGGCAAAGCAAACUGCUGGACCUCUCCUAGCAUCUGUUCACCUCCUCAUUAAUAACUUUCAUUAUCUUUACCGCCCUGUGAUGCUGAAGUAUUGGGAGGAAUGGAGUGUAGGCCUUUAUAAAUCCAAAGAUCUGCACAAAAAUGUAUUGCAAAACAUUUCAUUGUGGCAUGUUCCCUACUGACAGAUGUAGUUGAUGCUACAUCAGAUUUAAUUUUAGGCCGCUGUUUAGGCAAAUAACAUUCAUUGAGAUAUGUGUAGGUAUGGUUACUUCCCAUGAUAGACAUUACUGUGAAUGCAACAUGUGCACAACCAACGAGGUAUUCCAGGAGGGCUGUGUGCAUAUCUGUCUGUGUGUACCAGCCUGGCACAAGGAUUUUGCUACCAGAGGCAAAGCAUUCAAUAGUAUGGUCUUUCCACUCCUAAAUAAAUAUAUACAUAGUAUGCAACUAAGUUUAGAAUCUGAGGUAGAAAAAUUCCACAAGUGCCCCUCCUUCGUUGGUAGGAAAUGACAGUUCUAUUAAAUAUUUGCUACCUCUUUCUUUCCAUAUAACAUUUUCUACAGUUGUCUUGCUCCGCCCAACAGUAGAUCCAGUUCCUAUAUAUGUUAAUAAAACAAGAGUGCAGGUGACCUGGCCUCGUGCAUGUGAAUGCUAAAAGAGUGUUGAGAUAUGAGGGCAGAAUUCAAUUAAUUUAUGUAAAAGUAAAAAAAGAACCAAGAAGACCUGUGUUCUCUUCUGUCAGUCCCCUCAUAAAACGGAGAUCUGCAGGUCCACAUACUUGUUUAUCUCCCAGCUUGAGCAGUCGAAAUAGAAAUAUUUUUGCAGGGAGGUUUGCUUCUUGCAGAAUGGGAAAACUAGCCCUGGACCAAAAAGAAUUGGGUAUGUGGAUUAAAGUUCCUUCACUCAGGAAAUCUCUCCCUUCCCAACGCACACAGACACAUUGAAUGUUUUCUGUUCUGUGGCAGAAAAAUUGUCUUUGACAUACCUUUGCCAAAAGGCAUUGUGGCAGGUACAACAGGGAAGUCAUGCUGGUCCUUUUUCAGUGACCUUCUGCUGUCCCCUUGACUAUCUGGACCCUGUUCUCUAUUUGCGUGGCAUAUAUUUGUGGAACUGUUUAUUAUUAUUUUUUCUAGAGCCCUCAUCAAGUGUGGAAAACAGGACACAGGCUCUUCAGAAUAUUUUGUUUUCAUUUCAUCUUAUGGAGUAACGAGUGAAACUGGCCACCCUCCAGUCUUGGAUGCAUGGACAAUCAAGGCUUGUAUCAGGAUGAAUGCUACAUUUAUAGGUCCUUUAAAAAAAGAGGGGAAAAAACCCAAAGGUUUAAAAGUACGAAUGAAAGAGAUGCCAGGGAGGCGUUCUCAUCCACAGAGCCUUCUGCAAAGACGAGGCAAAACUUUCAUGCCAGUCAUGGACCAGCUCCUAGGAUAUUCUUUCUUUCUCCUCCUGAUCCUGGCACCUUUAGGCACUCCAGGGCACCCUGUUCACAUCCAGGUACCUUCCCAAGAGAGAUCGGCACACCAAGUAAAAUCUCCCAAAGAAGAGCUCACAAUUUCUAGUUUCUUGGUACGCUCAGCAAUUGUAUCCCGCUAUGCCUUCACCCGAGUGUGGACUGUUAUGAACAAUCCACAUACAGAGGCAAAAGAAGCCAUCUUUGACCUGGAUCUCCCCAGUUCAGCAUUCAUCUCCAAUUUUACCAUAACCGUGAAUGAAAAGAUCUAUGUGGCUGAGGUGAAGGAGAAACAUCAGGCUAAGAAGAUGUAUGAUGAAGCCCGCAGGCAGGGAAAGACAGCCGCUCAUGUGGGCACCAAGGACCGAGAAACUGAAAAAUUCAGAGUAUCAACCAGUGUGGAGGCUGGAGGCAAGGUGGCCUUUGAGCUGACUUAUGAGGAAUUGCUGCAGCGGCAUUUGGGCAAGUAUCAGCAUGCCAUCAACAUCCGGCCACAACAGGUGGUCAGGAACCUCAGCGUGGAAGUGACCAUUUCUGAAAGGACCGGCAUUGAUUAUGUCCACGUGUUACCCCUCCGCACAAGCAGACUUCUGACCAAUGCUGUUCGAGGGGAUGCUGACGUGCCACCAUCCACUCGGGUGGAGAAAGGAACACACUGUGCUUGGAUUGUGUUCAACCCCACACCCCAAGAACAGGCAGCGUUCUCAAGCUCGGGAAUCAUGGGUGACUUUGUGGUGCAGUAUGACGUGGCCAUGCCAGAUGUUGCAGGCGAUGUACAGAUCUACAAUGGCUAUUUUGUUCACUACUUUGCUCCAAGGGGAUUACCACCAGUCCAGAAGGACGUAGUGUUUGUUAUUGAUAUCAGCGGUUCCAUGUAUGGCACAAAGAUGAAACAGACCAAGAAGGCAAUGCAUGUCAUCCUAAGUGACCUUCACCAAGAUGACUUCUUCAACAUUGUUACUUUCUCUGACACAGUGAAUGUGUGGAAACCCAGCCAAUCCAUACAAGCUACUCCACAAAACAUCAAAAAGGCCAAGGAUUACGUCAGCAAGAUGGAAGCGGAUGGAUGGACCGACAUCAAUGCAGCUCUGCUUGCAGCUGCCUCUGUUUUCAACCACAGCUCUCCAAUGGCUGGAAAGAUUAUGAGGGAUCAGAGAAUCCCACUGAUCAUCUUCCUGACAGAUGGCGAACCCACUUCUGGAGUGACAACUGGCAGCCGCAUUCUGUCUAAUGCUCAGCAGGCUCUAAAGGGCACCAUCUCUCUGUUUGGUCUGGCCUUUGGUGAUGAUGCUGAUUAUGGGCUACUCAGGCGCCUCUCGCUCGAAAACCGUGGCGUAGCCCGGCGUAUAUAUGAGGAUGCUGAUGCCACUUUGCAGUUGAAGGGUUUCUAUGAUGAGAUUGCCAGCCCUCUGCUGUAUGAUGUGGAGCUGGCCUAUCUGGAUGGAGUGGCCCAAGACCUUACUCAGAAUCUCUUCCCCAACUACUUCCAAGGUUCUGAGCUUGUUGUAGCUGGGAAGGUGAAGCCAGGAGUAUCAGAGCUGCGGGUACGCACCACAGGGCAUGGCCAAGAAGGCCCGCUCAGCCUGGAAAAUGACAUUUCGGCCAACACCACAGAAGCAGUUCCCUUUGGCUGCUCUGGGGAUGCCAGCAAGAUCGGCCACUUUGUGCAGAGACUUUGGGCCUACUUCACUAUUCAAGACUUGCUUCAGGCCCGUUUCCGAGCCAAUGACACAGCCACCCGGCGUCUGCUUACUGAAAAAGCUACCAACCUAUCUCUCAAGUACAACUUUGUCACACCUGUCACCUCUCUGAUAGUGGUGAGGCCAGAUGCGCACAAAGAUAAGGCCCAGCCAGCAAAAGUUACCAUCCCUCCUGGGGUAACCAAAGGUCCUAAGGCCACUCCUCAUGCCUUGGGAAUGCCUGCUUCACCAUGGUUGUCUAAAGUGACCAAAACUACUACCCCUGUGGUUGGAGCUACCAGUGCUCCAGGGGUCACAAAAGCAGUCAAGGGAAUAGUGAGACAUACUACUACUUCCCCAGCUCCUGCCAAGAAAGUUACUAAAGUAGCCAGAGCCACAUUGCCACCAAUCAUUGUCACAACUACAGUAAUCCCUACUCCUUACAUUUCCCCAGCACCUACUGUAUCCAGUCGCACCAAAGUGGUACCCAGUCGCUCCAAAGCCACAGUGCUUCCAGGACUGACUGCCAGGUCUCUGACCCCAGCUGUAUCACAUGGGUCCACGAAACCUCCUAGAGCCACAGCCUCCCCUAAGACUACCAAACCACCUCUCAAAACUCCUAAGCCCAUUCCCACCAGGGCUGGAAAACCUAAGGUCACAGUUCAGCCACACUCUGUGAUGGAGACCAGAGGAACAGCUAUUUCCAAGGUGCUCUUGCUCGGUAUCCCCAAUGCGGCACCCACUUCAGAGCACCCCCCUGGCAGUGUGAAGGUAUUGGGCAAUAACUCUAGUGUCCAAGAGCAACCUCAGGUGACACCUCAGCCCACCUCUGAGCAACAAAGCUACACAAAACGGCAGGAAGGUACUCUCAGAACGGAGACAGGGAACAUGGCCUGGAGUAAGACGUCUCCCAAGGGUGACCCUGCUGCAGAAAUGAACACAGAGAAGCCACCACAUAACAGCACUACUCUAUGGGGGCCAGCAGCUGAAAUUACAUUCUCAGCAACAGAAAGAAUGGGGUCACAAGGCCCUGGACAUGUCCCUAGCAGCACUACACCUGCCUCCGACAUCAGCCUCCUCCUCCUACCCAGUGAGUCCGAGUUACGUUCAGCCACCGAUCUGGACAUGGAGUAUGUGGAAUCCUUAAACCCACCAGCUGUGUAUAGUUUUAUUACAUCCCGGAGACACCCAGAAAACCUGGAUUAUGAAGACUUUUCAGACUUCUCAGAAGAACUGGACAAUGAUGCAGAUACGUUGGCAGGUUCCUCCAACACUGGCUUCUUCACCUUCUCCUCUUGGGUGGACGGAGAUCCCCAUUUUGUAGUAAGUCUGCCACAUUCCCCGGGGAAACUUUGCUUCACCCUAGAUGGACACGCAGGAGAUAUUCUACGGUUGGUGAGAGACCCCAUCACUGGCCUCUCAGUCAAUGGGCACCUCAUGGGGGCCCCUUUGAGGCCAGGCCACGAAGAGCGUCCCCGCACUUACUUCGAUGCCAUCACCAUUGUGGUUGGGGAACUCUUGCCCCUCCCUGGCUAUGUGAUCAACAUCACAAGGAAAGGUAUAACGCUACAUGGAGAGCAUAUUCUGGUCCUGCCCUUCACCCAGCGGGCCACAAUCCACAAGCCACAGCUGGUGAUUUCCAUGUGGCCUGAAGCCAACGUCACUGUGCAGAUUGGCCAUGAAUUGGAGUUCCUUGUUCUGCUGCAUCGCUACAGCCAUCCCACAGCUCUGCAGUUGGACCAUCUUGGCUUCUACAUGGUCAACGGAAAGGGACUGUCACCGUCAGCGUGUGGCUUGCUAGGCCAGUUCCAGAACAGUGGCAUCCAGCUUUCCUCCGGCGCAGUUGAUGGAGAGCCAGCCACUUGGUUGUGGAGGGGUGCCAGCAAAAUCCCAGUCACCGAGGUCACCAAGAUACUGAAGGAUUCACCUCAAAGGGCUCAUGAGGCCCCAUGCUGGCUGGUGAAACGCAAGGAUGUUGAGGGGCUGCUGGGGGCACCAUACAGCUCUUACAUAGCCUCCAGUCUUCUGGAAAUGUGAGCUGGCCACCUUUGCAGUCACUCAGCAUGAAUCAUCAAGGCCAGCAAGUGACAAAAGUCACUGUCCUGUUGCCGUAUUCUCUUCUACUCCACCCCCCAAGGUUAUGGGGAUGAGAAAGAAGAGGAAAUGUGUGACCUCACUUCCAAGACAUUUGUAGUAUGCUCUUGAGAAUGAUAGCAGGCACAGUGGUGCAUUAAGGAGGGAUCUUUUUCACCUCUCUGCAGUCCUCCGGAUACAUCAACAAUACAUUUCCGUUUACAUACACACACACACCACAUUUAUUUACCACAGAAAGGGAACUUGUUUCAAAAAUAUUUUCUUGCCACUGGAAAGGGGCCAUUCUGAAUGUUCUUUUUCUCAAAGCCUUUGACAGGGACGGCCAUGCCAAUUUCUAACGCCUUUAUCCCCUUUUGGAGAAAGAGACGUGAGCCCCCUUUCCCAUGAUGGAAUAUCUCACAGCAGAGUCCCCAAAAUUUCACAAAAUAACCUGACCUUUUAAACAAGCAAGGAUGAAAAAAGGCAGAUGUGAAGAAGGGGUUGCCUGUAAAGCUCAAAUUAUGCUCAGGAGCUCAAACCCAACUCCUUCUCUCACAAGGCAACUAAGAUGAAUACUCUGGGAUGAAGCAAUAUAUAUAUAAAGUAAGCAUAUAUAUUUAUACAGUGCAACUUCCUUAUCUGUAGGAGAUACGUUCCUAGACAUCAUGUGAAUAUGCGAACCCAAAGAUAAUUAUGAACCAAUUGAAAUAAGGGAUUUGCAGUCCAAUAAUAUCAUAUGGAUGUGUAGGAGGACCUAGACAAUGCAAAGAGGACAUAAUUUGUCGGUCAUAAUUGAACCAGAUUUUCUUGUGUGUUGAGGCCUUGGCCUUUGUAAGCCGCAUCGAGUCCUUCGGGAGACGCUAGCGGGGUACAAAUAAAGUCUAAUAAUAAUAAUAAUAAUAAUAAUAAUAAUAAUAAUAAUAAUAAUAAUAAUAAUACGGAGUUCGUAUUGUAUAUCCACUGAUGAUAAGCUUUCAAAUGUUCUUGUAUUCCAUCAGACGAGGAACAUAUUCUGAAUAUGUCUAACACAAAGAGGUAUAGUAUUUAUUUUAGCCACAAUGGGUCUCCCCAUUGCCUGGACAUUAAAGACAAGACAACCUGAGGAAGCCUUCCACUCUUUCCAUAGAAAAGUUUGGACAUUUUUGUUAUUUCAAAAAUAGACAGAAAACAAGUUCUCCCCCAUCUGCACUGACCCAAUUCAUACAGCUAUUUCCAGUAUGAAAAGGGCCAUUUCUACUUCAGAAAAAAGGAGGUAGCAACUCUUAUUCAAUGGCAACAUGUUGAAAAUAAGCAAUUCAAACCUAGACUUUUCAAAGUUAGACACUCAAAAAGCCCCGCUCCUAGAUGGAUGAAUCCGCGAAUUUCAGCUUACCCCACACUAAGGUGCUUAACAUUUCACAUUUUUCAAUUUCUGUGUAGAGAUCUAUUACAUGUUGUUAAUGUAUUCUCAAAAAUUAAAUUGAAACAGAAUUCUCACUCA